AUGAAAUGGUAUGUACAAUGCAAUGUCGCGGUCAGGAGAGGGCAGGCGGCCGUCAGGGACACUCUAUUCGACUGGGUCUGUGCAGCUCGGUCGAGCUUGCUCUUGUUCUUCUUCCACCUCUUCAUCCUCGAAGUGAGUGUGGCUCCCUUGUCCUUGGUGGAGCUCUGCUCACUCGAAGCGGUUGUAAGGAGUCCAGUGGCUCUGAGGGAAGUCUUGGUAGGGCGCUGGAUCGUACUCGAAUCCAGGGUUCUGGAACAGAGGCUCCUCCAUGUCAACUCGACCCUCAGCUCGGUCGAGUUCACUGAUCGGGUUGGAGCGUCGGCUCUUGGAAGUCUUCCUCUGCCUCUGCGUGUUGUCUCCUCCUUCCCUAGUCUCGAAUGA
Microthlaspi erraticum is the source of this 381-nucleotide messenger RNA. Lineage: Eukaryota; Viridiplantae; Streptophyta; Magnoliopsida; Brassicales; Brassicaceae. The record is from the annotation of a GenBank genome assembly.